UGCUGUUAUACUCAAUUCACACACACGACACUUAAACAAUCAAUUAUAAGAAAUUUCCGAACGAAAUUACAUUACAAAUACAAAUUCGGUCUUGCAACAAGACAACGGGCUGACAAAACAAGUGAAUGACAAAUGGACAUACAAGAACGACUGAACGACUACUAGAAUGGCAAGGCAAAACAGCUGGACGAUCUGCGCUUGCGCAAACAAGCCUACUAUUGGCAGAACUGAAGUCUGGGAUUCUGGCGCUACGAUUCGAAUGCUCUGGCCGGACCAGUAUGGUUUGGCAGGAGCUAUUCAAUCGAGCUCAGUCAGUCGCAGAAGAAGGUACUUCAUUUCAAAUCCUCGCACCGAAAACGUUCAUUGCUUCUUGUUUUUUUUGGUGAAUUGUUUUUCAUCGGAUCUUCCGAACAUUGGAGAAAGUGAUUCCUUGCUUCACCCUGACACAAUGCCACGCACCAAAAAGAGAAGAUACAUUGCGGAGAGCAGUAGGGGAAAGAAGGCUCUGGCAUUAUUAAACAUCGAAGUAGGAUAUGGAAAUGGUGCAAACCACAUUCCCAUUGGAUCUCCAAGUGAAGAUCUUCCAGACGAAUCAGUGCCUGAGAAACCUUCCACAACACAUCUUCCUGACAAGUCAAUGCCUGAUAAGCCUUACAGUGAAGAUCUUCCAGGCAAAUCAAUGCUUCAGAAGCCUCACAGUGAAUAUCUUCAAGAUGAAUCAAUGCUUGAGAGGAACUUAGAUAAGCACUUCUUCCUGAGUUUCAUAAUUUAUGCAGCUUAAAGAAACCAAUAUUCAGUUCAAAUAACUUAUAUGAAACCAGCUAUUCUGUCAUACAUACAGUCAACAGAGUAAAGGAUGGAAUCUUCUCAAAAAGUAAA
Molecule: messenger RNA, 879 nt
Organism: Nilaparvata lugens (brown planthopper)
Lineage: Eukaryota; Metazoa; Arthropoda; Insecta; Hemiptera; Delphacidae
Exons: 3
Coding region: 167-781 (204 amino acids)
Source: RefSeq, a predicted model, not a curated record